AUGUAUUUCACCAAGAAUCCAAUCUUCUAUCAUCGAAACGAACAUACAAACAUUCAUACCGGUGAUAAGUGCUUCUCUUGCAUGUGGGAAGAAUUUCGCCCGGUCAUCGGGGAAUAUGAGAAGGCACAUGGAGAGGAUUCAUGGCAAUGCUUGGCCCAGAUUCAGUUGAACUGUAUGCGGUAA
Messenger RNA from Loa loa (African eye worm), 183 nucleotides. RefSeq lists its product as hypothetical. The record is from RefSeq and is a predicted model, not a curated record. The transcript has 2 exons. The coding region runs from base 1 to 183 and encodes 60 amino acids. NCBI's taxonomy places the organism in Eukaryota, Metazoa, Nematoda, Chromadorea, Rhabditida, Onchocercidae.